Molecule: messenger RNA, 1155 nt
Organism: Rotaria sp. Silwood1
Lineage: Eukaryota; Metazoa; Rotifera; Eurotatoria; Philodinida; Philodinidae
Source: the annotation of a GenBank genome assembly
AUGGGCCAAAAACCUUCUACAGUGCAUCAAAAUAAUUUAGCAAAUGAACUUUAUCUCGCUUGUUGUAAUGGUGAUAUUAAUCGAGUUCGAGAACUCUUACCACAUUCCAGUUAUACUGAAGUCAAUUAUCUCCAUCCUAUCACUGGAUUUAGUCCAUUACAUGUUGCUUGUUCGUAUGGUCAUGAUGAAAUAGUUCGAAUCUUACUUGCAAAUAUUUAUUGUGAUCGUAACAUUCGAAAUCGAAACGGUAACACACCGUAUGAUGAAUCAAAUUUAACAAGUAUUCGAUCCUUAUUUGCUCGUCCACUAUCUCUACACAGACAAAAUCGUUUUAUGGAUGAUUCUACCAGAACGUCACCAUUUCAGUUGAUUACUGAUAGUGAGUCAUCGUCUGAUCGUCCAGAUCAUUGGGUUACGGGCUAUUUUUCGUCUGCUGAAGCAGUUGAUUCUCAAUUGAUGUUGACAUUAUCUCAAACGUCAAGUCCAAUUAUGAAAUUCUUUUUAAAUGCUCGUACAGAACGCGAAAGUCGACAAAUAGUUCGAGGAUUGAUCGAAGUCAAUAUUCCAAUCAAUCAUCGUGAUUAUCAAAAUGCUCAGAAUCUUUAUAAACAAUUUAUUGAUAAAAAUUCAAUUGAAUCUCUUCUUACAAUUUACACACUUCAAACACCAUUUUACAAUGCUUUACAAAUGAAUGCUGAUGCUUAUGCAGUUCUUGUAUAUUUACAUCUUCAAGAAAUUCGUACACGGGCGUUGCAUGGAAUCACUUAUCGAGGCAUGAAUAUAUCACAUGCUGAUUUCGAAGCUUAUAAAUGGGCUUAUGCACGAGCCGCCGUUCUUCAAACACGUAUUUUUCAAUCAACAUCAAAAAGUCCAGAGGUGGCUUAUGCUUUGGGUGACCAUCCCGUAGUAAACGAUCGAAUAUCGAUUAUUAUGUGUUUCGACUUUGACGAACCAUGUCCAUCAGCAAUUGAUCUUUGCGGCAUUUCUUAUUUUAAAGAUGAAGACGAAGUUCUUCUACUACCAUUUACCCUUUUUCGAGUUAUUUCAAUCAGCGAGAUUAAUUUUUUCCAUCACACUUAUCAAAAAAUAACAAUGAAAAAUCUACCCGUACCAUCCAGCACAUUAUGGGCAUCAUCAAGAAAAAAACGAAAAUAA